GAGGAUUUUAAAACUGACGCCAUCCGGUAGCGGACAACGAAAAAGGAGCGAACCUUGCUCAAAAUGGUGUAAAGAGGUGAAAGCACAACAAGCACAUCUUUUAAUUAACAAGUCAUCUGCAGUCAACAACUUGGCGUCAUCGCAGUGAAAGGCGAGAGUGGAUAUUGGUUUGCAAGCAAGCACUCCCAUCCCACUAAUUCAAAGGAUUGUAGUUAACAAGCUAGCUACGCAACGCAGGUAGGAGUGGCUGGCGCAAUCUUUACAGUAAGCUAACUUAGCUAAAUUGCCUAACUAGCUACGUUAGAGCUUGCAUGGAAAUCAAAUAAUACAUAGUUAACAAACAAAAUAUGUUACAAGAUAGCAAAUGCAAUCAGCUGUUAGCUAACGUACUGUUCAAUAAUAGUAUUGUUGAAUGCCUGCUAGCUAUCUUAGCUUGGCUAUAAUGUUAGCUACGGUUUGUUUUCCGUUUGGCAUAAACUAGCAAGCUAGCUAGUUCACCUUGGUCUUGUGAUCAUCGUUAACUAACUAGCUGUCAUCCCACAAUCGAGUUACCACUUGGAGAUCAUUUUCUCUGUCAUGAUAUUAUGAGAUUAGCUAACUAACGUUAACUGGCUAACCUUAGUCAAUUACCGAGACAGUAGUUAAAUGACUAACUACCUAACGUUAGUGUACCUACCCACCAAACGUGUCUACAGAUAGCUAGCUAACUAGGAUAUCAUUGUAAUUAAGAUAUCAGCAUAAUUAUGAUUUAGGUAGCUAACUAGGAUAUCACUUCACUACUAGGAAGAGUACUUGGCUAACUAGCUUCGAGGUGUGUCAAUGCCUAGCUAACUAGCUGUCUAGGGCUGCCCUCGAGGCCAGUCUACUAGCUGGAUCCUUACUUAACUGAACAAAAAUAUGAACCAAUAUGUAUCAAUUUCACUGAGUUACAGAUAAUAUAAGGAAAUCAGUCAAUUUAAAUAAUUAAAUUAGGCCCUAAUCAAUGGAUUUCACAUGACUGGGAAUAGAUACCUUUUUUUAUUUUAUUUUUUGGUAUCUGAUGUGACCACUAUUUGCCUCAUGCAGCGCGCAACAUCUCCUUAGUAUAAAGUUGAUCAGGCUGUUGAUUGUGGCCUGUGGAAUAUUGUCCCACUCUUCAAUGGCUGUGCGAAGUUGCUUGAUAUUGGCUGGAACUGGAACAUGCCGUCAUACAUGUUGAUCCAGAGCAUCCCAAACAUGCUCAAUGUGUGACAUGUCUGGUGAGUAUGCAGCUUCCAGGAAUUGUGUACAGAUCCUUGCGACAUGGGGCUGUGCAUUAUCUUGCUGAAACAUGAGGUGAUGGCGGCGGAUGAAUGGCACAACAAUGGGCCUCAGGAUCUCGUCCCGGUAUCUCUGUGCAUUCAAGUUGCCAUCGAUAUAAUGCAAUUGUUUGUUGUCCGUAGCUUAUACCUUCCCAAUACCGUAACCCCACCGCCACCAUGGGACACGCUGUUCACAACGUUGACAUCAGCAAACCGCUCGCCCACACAACGCCGUAAUCGCUGUCUGCCAUCUGCCCGGUACAGUUGAAACUGGGAUUCACCUGUGAAGAGCACUCUUCUCCCGUGUGCCAGUGGCCAUCGAAGGUGAGCAUUUGCCCACUGAAGUCAGUUCACGACCCUGGUGAGGACGAUGAGCACGCAGAUGAGCUUCCCUGAGACGGUUUCUGACAGUUUGUGCAGAAAUUCUUUGGUUGUGCAAACCCACAGUUUCAUCAGCUGUCCGGGUGGCUGGUUUCACACAAUCAUGCAGGUGAAGAAGCCGGAUCUGGAGGUCCUGGGCUGGCGUGGUUACACGUGGUCUGCAGUUGUGAGGCCGGUUGGACGUACUGCCAAAUUCUGUAAAACAAUGUUGGAGGCGGCUUAUGGUAGAUAAAUUAACAUUACGUUCUCUGGUAUCAGCUCUGGUGGACAUUCCUGCAGUCAGCAUGCCAAUUGCAUGUGCACAACAUUUUAGAAGCUUUUUGUGCGCUUUGAACAUUUCUGGGAUCUUUUAUUUCAGCUCAUGAAAUAUGGGACCAACACUUCACAUCACGUUUAUUUGUUUUCAGUGUAUUUAGAUGUUUCAUAGUAGCUAAUCUACCACAAUAAUUCAUCAUGGUGUACAGGAAAGACGGGCAGCAAAAGUACAAAUUUGGUGCUAGUCAAAGUUAAUUUGGGAUCAAGACCCAGCUACCUGGUUCUAUACAACAUAACUGUUAAAUAAAUAUGCUACGGUGUACUGUACAUAAAAAAAAUGUAUGCUGCAGCGUAUUAAACUGUAACUCUAAUCCAACGUGGUCCUGCUCCAGCUAACUAUGGAGCCCUCCGAGCAGCAGCAGAUGGGCCCAGGCUCUGGCUCUCAGGAGGUCAACCCUGUGUACCUGCAGCAGCUGCGAGAGCUGGACAUCCCUGAGGAGGCUGCCAAGCAAGUGGGUUAAUUACUGUAUACAGGUUCUCUUGCAUUUCCUGAUAUAUGAUCUGAGUAUAUUAGGCUAAUUUCCUCUUGGUUCAUAAUGUCACUGUUCGCUUAUCUCUUUCUCUACUUACUAAUGCAUUCAUAAUGAUUAAAGAGUACUGUACUUAUGAUUGAUUUUGGCUAAUCCACCCAAUACAGACCCAUUCAAAGUCCUUAUUUUCUGAAAUGUUCCUUGUCUACCCCCCCACAGGCGCUCUUGCACACCCGAAAUGUGUCUGCUGAGGAGGCUGCCAUGUACUACUUCAACAAGCUGGAGAAUGAGGUGCCCAUAAGCUAGCCUUAGUUUGCACAGGUACAAGUUGGUAUAUUAGCUCUCCUGUAUCGACUCUGAGCCCUCUUUCUCUCGUCCCUCAGGAGGAAGGAGACGACGACCUCAUGUUCAAGAUGGUGUUUGUGGUGAACAUGGACCUGGCCCUGGGUGUGGGAAAGGUCAGUGUGAAGCAUGAAAAACGCAACGAGAGUCUGACUGCUGAUAGGUACUUAUCACAGUGGGAGGCCGUUCCAUCUCUUGCUAGAACAAAAGCGGUACCUGCUGCGUGCCGACCCGGUAACUACGAACUUAACGUUUCUACUUCGCAAUGCUUGUCCGUGGCCAACAACUUUGAGCCAAUUGGAGAGCACAAACCCCCAUGUGAACCCCCAACAGGAGUGACCACAAAAAGGAAAAAAGGCAGUUUUCUCCGUACAUCCACGGAUGAGCCAGUCACACUUCAAAUGCAAUGUAGGCUAUGGGAUGGUAGCUAGCUAAGUGCACAGAUGCAGUGCACACAAUAGCUAAAUAUUUCAUCCAAGCUAGCUAACCACUGUAGCUAUUAUUGACAUAAUUAAAUCACAAUUGAUUAGCUAGUUUCCAUGAAACAGCUGCCUGUUAGUGCAGUGUCUCUAGCUAUGUUGCACUAGCUAGCAAAUAUGCUAACGUUAGCUAGCUAGCUGAACAUUUGGCUAUGGCUGGCACUGGCAGUAUGGGAUUAUGGAGAGUGAAUUUAAUUGUAUAUUCGUCAUCUUGCUAGUUAAAAUUGGUAGGUAGUUAAGUCAUCAACUCUGCUGAGUGGCUGACUACUUUAAGGUCUUUGCUGUGUGAACAAAAGAGAUUGACUGCUGACGCACUGUUCAGAGGUGCUAAGUACUGUCAGCAGGCAAACGUUUGACAAUCCUACCGGUGUGUCUGAGCUUUAAGGACAAGGAUUGGAAUGUGGUGUUAUGUAUAGCUAGUAUGCUUGUUUUGGUGUAGUUUGCGUGAACCUGGCGCACAAAAGCACAGUUUGCCCCUAUUGUUUUAAGUUGAGACUAGCACAUCAAAUGCAAAGCGGAUGCAUAAAAAACGUUUGUUUUUCAUUUCUGCUAACUGUGAAAGUGUUGUGGUGUGUGUUGUGUAGCUGGCUGCGCAGGUGGGCCACGCGGCCGUGGGGCUCUACCAAGCCCUGCAGGAGAAGAACAGCUGGAGGGAGAUGGCCUGGAAGUGGGACCAUGGCGGGUAAGGACCGGACCACUUCCUCACUAGGGCUUUACUUGAGACUUCAUACUGCUGAUCAAUUUGGAUCAGAUAAAAACAGCCGGAUGCUUUUAAAACACCAUAAUGACGUCUGGUAAUGGCAAUGCCACCAUCUGGCUGUUCUACAGUAUGCACAGCAGGGUAUCUAAAUGUGUGUUUGUGUGGUGUGCAGGGCGAAGAAGGUGGUGGUGCAGGGGACCAACAUGGCCCACCUUUUGGAGCUGCAGGCCCUGGCCAUGAGCCUCAGCCUGCCCACGUACCUGGUUCAGGAUGCCGGACGCACCCAGGUGAGACGCGCCGCCAUUGCGGCUACACUGCUGCACCUGCUUAUGGGCGCACAGCACCACCAUUACAGCUCCAUGGUAUCACAGGCGCGCACACCACCAUUACAGUUCCAUGGUAUCACAGGCGCGCACACCGCCAUUACGGUUCCAUGGUAUCACAGGCGCGCACACCACCAUUACAGCUCCAUGGUAUCACAGGCGCGCACACCGCCAUUAUGGCUCCAUGGUAUCACAGGCGCGCACACCACCAUUACAGCUCCAUGGUAUCACAGGCGCGCACACCACCAUUACAGCUCCAUGGUAUCACAGGCGCGCACACCUUCAUUAUGGCUCCAUUGUAUCACAGGCGCGCACACCGCCAUUAUGGCUCCAUGGUAUCACAGGCGCGCACACCGCCAUUACGGCUCCAUGGUAUCACAGGCGCGCACACCGCCAUUAUGGCUCCAUGGUAUCAAAGGCGCGCACACCACCAUUACAGCUCCAUGGUAUCACAGGCGCGCACACCGCCAUUAUGGCUCCAUGGUAUCACAGGCGCGCACACCACCAUUACAGCUCCAUGGUAUCAGAGGCGCGCACACCACCAUUACAGCUCCAUGGUAUCACAGGCGCGCACACCGCCAUUACGGUUCCAUGGUAUCACAGGCGCGCACACCGCCAUUACGGUUCCACGUAACUCUAUAGCACCUGCUUACAGGGACACGCACAGCCAUUAUAAUUAUUGAGUUUGACUAUCAGCAGGGCUGCCAAUGCUAUAGACGGUACUGUUUACACUGCUGUGGCUGCAUGUUGUUCAGAAAGCAGUAUUUUGAAGAGAACAAUUUGGCAGGGCGGGCCGUGUUCGCGUAGUUUAACACAGCUUAAUGAUGACUGGGAUUAGGUAGGUAAGCGUUUCACACUUUGAUACAAAACCAUUGCAAAGUGAAACCGUAAAAUGACACUUGAGGGCCGGAUGCGUUCACAAAGACUCACAAAAAAAAUAACUUGUUGACAAAGAUUGCAACAGCCAAUUAAAAAUGGUUGUCAAUACUCUAUGAAGGUCACCCCAUAACAUCCUUUAUAAACUGUACAUAAACACUAAAUAGGUCAACUGCCGGUUGGCAGGUCUCUGCACAUAGUUUGAAUUUGUUGACAUAUGCUAACCUUGGCAAACAUUGACUCAUUCAUACAGGUCGCAGUGCCCCUGAUAAUGUUUUGAUACGUAAUGAUUAGUUAAGGCCCUUUUACACUACCACAGAAGUUCACACAAAGUAAUCCUUGAAGACUACAAGAAGCACCAGGGACUCUGUUAAUAAAAAAGUGGUCAGAUGACGCAGAUGCUAAGCUACAGGACUGUUUUGCUUGCACAGACUGGAACAUGUUCCGGGAUUCUUCAGAUAGCAUUGAGGAGUACACCACAUCAGUCACUGGCUUCAUCAAUAAGUGCAUUGACGACGUCGUCCCCACAGUGACCGUACGUACAUACCCCAACCAGAAGCCAUGGAUUACAGGCAACAUCCGCACUGAGCUAAAGGGUAGAGCUGCCGCUUUCAAGGAGCGGGACUGUAACCCGGACGCUUAUAAGAAAUCCCGCUAUGCCCUCCGACGAACCAUCAAACAGGCAAAGAGUCAAUACAGGACUAAGAUUGAAUCGUACUACACCGGCUCUGACGCUCGUCGGAUGUGGCAGGACGUGAAAACUAUUACAGACUACAAAGGGAAGCACGACUGCAAGCUGCCCAGUGACACAAGCCUACCAGACGAGCUAAACCACUUCUAUGCUCGCUUCGAGGCAAGCAACACUGAACAUGCAUGAGAGCACCAGCUGUUCCGGAUGACUAUGUGAUCACCGCUCUCCGUAGCCGAUGUGAGUAAGACUUUUAAGCAGGUCAACAUUCACAAGGCCUCAGGGCCAGACGGAUUACCAGGACGUGUACUCCGAGCAUGUGCUGACCAACUGGCAAGUGUCUUCACCGACAUUUUCAACAUGUCCCUGACUGAGUCUGUAAUACCAACAUGUUUCAAGCAGACCACCAUAGUCCCCGUGCCCAAGGACUCUAAGAUAACCUGGCUAAAUGACUACCGACCCGUAGCACUGACGUCUGUAGCCAUGAAGUGCUUUGAAAGGCUGGUCAAGGCUCACAUCAACACCAUUAUCCCAGAAACCCUAGACCCACUCCAAUUUGCAUACCGCCCCAACAGAUCCACAGAUGAUGCAAUCUCUCUUGCACUCCACACUGCCCUUUCCCAACUGGACAAGAGGAACACCUACGUGAGAAUGCUAUUCAUUGACUACAGCUCAGCAUUCAACACCAUAGUGCCCUCAAAGCUCAUCACUAAGCUAAGGAUCCUGGGACUAAACACCUCCCUCUGCAACUGGAUCCUGGACUUCCUGACGGGCCACCCCCAGGUGGUAAGGGUAGGUAACAACACAUCUGCCACGCUGAUCCUCAACACGGGGGCCCCUCAGGGGUGCAUGCUCAGUCCCCUCGUGUACUCCCUGUUCACCCAUGACUGCAUGGCCAGGCACGACUCCAACACCAAGUUUGCCGACAACACGUGGUAGGCCUGAUCACCGACAACGAUGAGACAGCCUAUAGGGAGGAGGUCAGAGACCUGGCCGUGUGGUGCCAGGAUAACAACCUCUCCCUCAACGUGACCAAGACAAAGGAGAUGAUUGUGGACUACAGGAGAAAAAGAGGACUGAGCACGCCCCCAUUUUCAUCGACGAAGCUGUAGUGGAACAGGUUGAGAGCUUGAAGUUCCUUGGUGUCCACAUCACCAACGAACUAUCAUGGUCCAAACACACCAAGACAGUUGUGAAGAGGGCACGACAAAGCCUAUUCCCCCUCAGGAGACUGAAAAGAUUUGGCAUGGGUCCUCAGAUCCUCAAAGUUAUACAACUGCACCAUCGAGAGCAUCCUGACUGGUUGCAUCACCGCCUGGUAUGGCAACUGCUCUGCCUCUGACUGCAAGGCACUACAGAGGGUAGUGCGUACAGCCCAAUACAUCACUGGGGCCAAGCUUCCUGCUAUCCAGGACCUCUAUAACAGGCAGUGUCAGGAAGGCCCUCAAAAUUGUCAAAGACUCCAGCCACCCUAGUCAUAGACUGUUCUCUCUGCUACCGCACGGCAAGCGGUACCGGAGCACCAAGUCUAGGUCCAAAAAGCUUCUCAACAGCUUCUACCCCCAAGCCAUAAUACUCCUGAACAGCUAAUCAUGGCUACCCGGACUAUUUGCACUGCCCCCCCACCCCAUCCUUUUUACGCUGCUGCUACUCUGUUAAUUAUUUAUGCAUAGUCACUUUAACUUUACCCACCCAUGUACAUAUUAACUCAACUACCUCAACUAGCCGGUGCCCCCGCACAUUGACUCUGCACCGGUACCCCCCUGUAUAUAGCCUCCCUACUGUUAUUUUAUUUUACUUCUGCUCUUUUGCUGGUGCAAAGUAGGGGUGCUGCAGCUAUUCCUAAAUUCACAAUAAAUAAAUAAAUUAUAUAUAUUUACUUUAUUCACAAAAGUAGUGCACUGGGCCUUUAAUAGUGAGAGCGCGGGUGAAAAUAUUUGUCCAGGUAAAGUUAGUUAUGCAAAGAGGAAAAGGAGAUGUCAGCAAUAGCAAAAUGGAGUCCGGCCCUAGCAGCACUUUAUACAGGAAAUCAAGGGAAGAUAAAAGAUACGACGUGAUGCAGAAGGUGGUUAAUAGCAAUUCGAAAUAGUAAAUACAAUGUGAAUACUCCUGCAGCCAACCAUCAAAUGUUAUUGGUCACAUACACAUAUUUAGCAGAUGUGAUUCCAUGUCUAUGUACACAGGGCAGCAGCCUCUAAGGUGCAGGGUUGAGUAACCGGGUGGUAGCGGGCUAGUGAUGGCUAUUUAACAGUCAGAUGGCCUUGAGAUGGAAACUGCUUCAUUCUCUCGGUCCCAUGCACCUGUACUGACUUCGCCUUCUGGAUGAUAGUGGAGUGAAUAGGCCGUGGCUUGGGUGGUUGAUGUCCUUGAUCUUUUUGGCUUUCCUGUGACAUUGGGUGCUGUAGAUGUCCUGGAGGGCGGGCAGUGUGCCCUCGGUGAUGUGAUGGGCAGAAUGAACCACUCUCUGGAGAGCCCUGCAGUUGCGGUCGGUGCAGUUGCCGUACCAGGCGGUGAUAUAGCCCGACAAGAUGCUCUCAAUUGUGCAUCUGUAAAUGUUUGAGGGUCUUAGGGGCCAAGCCAAAUUUCUUCAGCCUCCUGAGGUUCGAGGCGCUGUGACCAUUUCAGAUUGUCAGUGAUGUGUACGCAGAGGAACUUCGCUACGUCUGUAUAGCAAGCGCUUCAGCGACAUUGCAUAUGAACGAGAUAUGCAAUGUGAAUUUAUGGAGAAAGAAAACAGAAGGAUGCUAAAAGAUACAGCUGAUGCUACUGUAUUUCCAUGGACUGGAUCUGGCACAGUGCCAAAAUACCAAGGCGCGUUUGAGAAGAGAACUCGACAAAGCAAGCGUGUGGAGGUAUGUAGCCUAGCAUGAUGUUUGAGGUGUUCUUACUGUGUUAUUACCAUUGCGCAAUAUCAUGUAGAGUGCCUAGGUGCUCUACAGGUUAGCAUAUGUGUCAUAUAUGUAUUUAUGACUGGGGGUUUGUGAGACAAUAGACAUUGUGGCAACGGAGCAGAGAGAGGCCUGCAUCCAGCAACGUCAGGAGUCAUGUGACCUGUUUUUGCAGCUGUUUCAGUACAGCACUACAGGGAGAGAGGGGGGAAACUCCACUGAACUAGUUUCAAUGUAAGGAAUCACUUGGGAGUUUCUGGAUUUUGGGUAAACUUCUCAUUUAAUAGCAAAUUACUGAGUUAUUCCAAUAAAUGUAAUGCCUAGCCUUCCAUGCCUUCCCACCCACCUUUGUUGUUGCGAGUGAAACCUAUUCCUACCCUCCACUCCACCCACAAGGAUGCUAGUCUAAAUUCUAUGACCUCUGGCCUUUUGGCAGGUGGAAGCCGGCUCACGCACUGUCCUGGCCAUCGUUGGGGAGGAGGAGAUGGUGAACAAUGUCACUGGAAGUCUGAAACUGCUCUGAGGGACUAAACCAGCUGUGGAGGUGCAGGGCCGUGCAAUGCCACAGAGGCAACCAGCAGAGGGCAGCAUCCCCUAACAGCAGAAGGGUCUCGGCAUGCAAGCGCGCAACAACAACGUAACAAAACAAAAAACUGAAAAAAAGAGUAAAACAACCAGACAUGACCCCAACUACCAAGAUGAACAUUCAGCCAUUUUUUUCCCCUGUUCCCUGUUCGAGCCACUGACUGGAGAAGAGAUGUAUGGAGAGCUGCUCAUGUCGAGAGGAAGGGACUAGUUACUCGAACCGACAAUGUUGAAGGCAGUUUGAACAACUUUUAGUGUCAACUUUUUAGAUUUUUUGGGAUUGGAGUGUUUUGCUAGUUAAGGGGGGAUGGCCAUUACUGUAUGAGAGAAUGGUAUCCAAUUUUUAUGAAGGUGAAAGUUCAUGACAUCCCAUAAUUUUGUCUCCCAAUUUAAAAUAUGAUUUGGUGUAUUGAAAAGAAAAUCAAGGAUAGAACCUAGUGUGUUGGUGAUUUGUUAAAUACUGUUAUUGUAAUUCAAGCAGCAAAAUAUAUAAUUGUAAUGAAAUCCUUUUUAGAUGUAGGAUCUUCCUGUGAAAGUUACUGCUUGUCAAUAAGGAGUGUUUACUGACACCUUUACUAUUACUUCGAUGUGUAAACUAAUGUGUAAAUGUAUACACCUGUAUGUAUGCAACAUUCUCUCCCGAAGACCCCGCCCCUUAGAAAUGAUAACACUACAUACUGACGUUAAAUGGCCGUACAUUAAGUUUAUGUGCAUCCGUUCAGGCCAUAUAUAAUCGGUUGCGUGCCAUCCUCAACAUUUCGCACAAUCACUGUUGGAUUUUUUUAACAUUGUUGGUGGACUUUUUCCCCCCUCCAUUUUCUGUUCUUGAAAAAAAGUAUAAGGUCGACUCGAGGCUUGCUCUGAGUUAUAAUUCCUGGACUUGGGGGUUUGGUGUAAAAAUAAGUGUGAGGAACUCAUUGUAUGGGUUAAAAUAAGCUACUGUGCUUGCACAGUGCCCAAGCACAUGUACUCUAGCUGAUUUAUUAAUGGUUUACACAAGUGAAAUGUUUUGUGUAAUUUUAAACUGCUUUGAGGGUAAAUGUGUUAUCUUUCUCUACGAGGUAGUCUAAAAGAUGGCUAGCUAAAUGGUUGAGCUAUGACUUCUACCAAAACAGUACAUAGAUUUAAGAUGGAGUAGCAAUUACAGGAUAACAUUUUAAGAACUGCAUUUAAAUAAAUAAAAAUGAUAGAUUCUUGCACUUACAGAUUUAAGCAUUGGACAACCAGAUGCCUAGGAUAUGUUGUAUGUUUCUGUUAAAACAACUAAUUGUUCAUUACUUAAGCAAAAAGGAAUUGUAUUUUGUGAGCAUGAUGCCAUUUGGGACCAUAUGGCUCUGAAGUCUUACUAAAUAUGGAAUGGUGUUAUUAUUUCAAUGUUACUGACAUGACAUGCAUGUAACAGUUAUGCUGGAAAAUGUUUUUUUUCCCUUUGUGUUGAGACCAUGCAAAACCCCAUGGCAACAAACAUUUUUUAUUUUGUUAGCACUUUGAUACCUUCCUGUGUUACACAACAAUUUGUUCCCGUUUUAAAACCAAGGAGACUAUUAAAAAUUACUCCUGACCAAGUGAAGUGAUUGUUUUUUACCGGUAUUAUACUUUCAUGUUUUGUGAAUAACAUUUAUACCCCAACAUGAAAAUGUCAUAUGGUACAAUGACUUUGCAAUGAUUUGUUUAAUAUUAUUAAAAGCAAGUUCUGCCCUGGGCGGGGAGAGUUCCGGGGGCUAUUGCUUGGUUAGGUGACCAAUGGCAAUGUGACAUGACUAUUGAUAUACACUGCUCAAAAAAAUAAA
Molecule: messenger RNA, 11117 nt
Organism: Coregonus sp. 'balchen'
Lineage: Eukaryota; Metazoa; Chordata; Actinopteri; Salmoniformes; Salmonidae
Source: the annotation of a GenBank genome assembly